UGUUUACUUACAAUUUCGUAGUCGCAAAUCGGCAUCUAAAUUCUAAACACUAAUUUAAAAAUUACACUCAUUUAUUACAGUUCAGUGGUAUUAUUUCAACUGAGUUUAUUCCAGGGUUCUGAUGACCAUAUUUAAAUUAUUAUAAUUCAAGUUUAAUAUCAUUUGAACACACAAAAGAUGAAACGUCUAGCGUUAGCCGAUGUCUACAUCGCUCUAGAAUAAUUAAAAGUCCCUUUAUGACAUUGCGAUAAGUGUUUCAAUUACUUAAUGUUAAUAUAAAGAACGCUGUGUCGCCAUUGUAAUAAUGAAUAAAUAUACAAGUCUAUCUGCUAUUGUGUUUGACUAAACCCCGGUACAAAUCAUGUUAUAACUGUGUACUUGAGGCAGAUAUGGGUUUAACCCAGUUCCUGCUUUGCGCGGCCGUAGGAUGGAUAGUUUUAGCCUUAUGCAUAAAUGGAGAAACAGACAAUGCAAAUAGUUGUAAUAAUACAAAUCCAGAAUUCGUAGAAUAUCAGUUUACAACUGAUGUUGUGCGAAGUGAGCACAUAGUUACAUUUUCUGGUUAUUUUUCUAAAUUAUCUAGAGAAAAAUAUAUUACAGCUGCACUAAAGAAUUCAGGAAUAAAAAAUUGGAAUAUCUUGGAGAGACAGAAUGCAGCUAAAGACUAUCCUAGUGAUUUUGAAGUUAUUGUACUUAAUGAAGAUCAAAAUCUGGCUUUAAAAUCACUUGGUGAUCACCCUGCCAUCCGACGAAUCACAGCUCAAAGACAAGUACAGCGUACUAUAAAAUACAUAAAAGAGGAUGACUGUGGGUUACCAGAAUGUCUCUAUUCAGGGUGGAGAAGUAAAAGUAUUAAGGGACAUGCUUUACUCUCUCUUAGAAAGUUGCAAGAAAACGAUGGCUACUCAUCCCGAAAGCUGUUAAGAACUGUGCCCCGACAGAUAACAUCAGUAUUGAAGGCAGAUGUGUUGUGGUCGCUCGGUGUAACAGGUGAAGGUGUCAAAGUUGCAGUAUUCGAUACCGGGCUGUCACGCAAUCACCCUCAUUUUGGUCAUAUACGUGAACGAACCGAUUGGACCGGAGAGAAAACGCUAGAUGACGCCUUGGGGCAUGGGACGUUUGUUGCUGGGGUCAUCGCUUCAAGAGCAGACUGCCUUGGAUUUGCGCCUGAUGCUGAAUUGCAUAUAUUUCGCGUUUUUACCGAUAACCAGGUGUCCUAUACAUCGUGGUUCCUCGAUGCAUUUAAUUAUGCAAUUAUGAAGAAAAUUGACGUCCUAAACCUAAGUAUAGGUGGACCAGAUUUUAUGGAUCACCCAUUUGUUGAUAAAGUAUGGGAACUGACUGCAAAUAAGGUCAUUAUGGUGUCAGCGAUUGGUAACGAUGGACCGUUAUAUGGUACAUUGAAUAAUCCAGCUGAUCAAAUGGAUGUUAUCGGCGUGGGUGGCAUCGGGUUCGAUGACCGGAUCGCAAAGUUCUCCUCAAGAGGGAUGACGACGUGGGAGUUGCCAUAUGGUUAUGGUCGCGUUAAACCUGACAUAGUGACGUAUGGGAGUGGAGUCCGUGGCUCUAGUGUAAAUGGAGGGUGCCGAUCUCUCAGUGGUACAUCAGUAGCAUCGCCAGUUGUAGCCGGUGCGAUUGCUUUAUUAGCUAGCGGUGUGCCUAGACAGAACCUAACGCCGGCUUCGGUCAAACAAGCGUUGUGCAUAACCGCUCGGAGACUUGUAGGGCCUAACAUGUUCGAGCAAGGACACGGGAAAUUGGACCUUAUUAGCGCGUAUCAGUUUCUACGUGAAUACGAGCCCCAAGCUAGUCUCAGUCCGCCAUACAUUGAUCUAACGGAAUGCACAUACAUGUGGCCGUAUUGCACCCAGCCGUUGUACUUCAGUGCUCAGCCUACGAUUGUCAAUAUCACUAUUGUAAAUGGCCUUGGAGUAGCUGGAGAGGUGAAACGUGUAAUGUGGCACCCACAUUUGCCGAACGGUCUCAUAUUGGCAGUGGUGGUGGACCAUAUUGACAUCAUUUGGCCAUACUCAGGUUGGCUGGCCUUAAGAUUCACUGUGUUGGAAAGUGGGGCUGAUUUUGAUGGAAUUGUUGAAGGGCACGUGAAUAUUACAAUUGAAAGUUUUGACGAGUCGUUUCGGCAAAAGACCAGGAAUACAACACUGAUGCUACCGGUACGUGGACGUGUUAUCCCGGUACCGGUUCGAUCGCGUCGUCUCCUAUGGGACCAAUUCCAUAGCCUGCGAUACCCGGGAGGCUAUUUCCCAAGAGACGAUUUACGGGCAAAACACGACCCGCUCGAUUGGCACGCCGAUCAUAUACACACAAACUUUAGAGAUAUGUAUCGAAGACUGCGGGAGCACGGCUAUUAUGUUGAAGUUAUGGGUUCCCCCCUGACCUGUGUUAAUACGUCGUUGUACGGUGCCCUCAUGUUGGUAGACCCGGAAGACGAAUAUUUCCCAGAGGAGAUGGCGACUCUGAAGAAGGCGGUGGAUUCGGGGUUAUCCCUGGUUGUAUUUGCGGAUUGGUAUAAUGCGUCUUUACUACGACACGUCAAGUUUUACGAUGAAAAUACGAGGCAAUGGUGGAUACCAGAAACGGGUGGUGCGAAUGUACCAGCGUUGAAUGACUUAUUAAGCAUGUUCCAGGUGGCGUUGGGCGAUCGAGUGUUUGAAGGUACUUUUACUUUGGGCGGCCAUGCAAUGUACUACGCGAGUGGUACACACAUACAUAGCUUUCCCGAACAUGGCGUGCUCGUCAAUGCCCACUUGGUCGAUCAGGGACAGCAGAUAAUGUCCGGGGGCAAAGCUAGUGGUGGGAGUGGUUCAAAUAAAGCCCCAACAGUGGAUGUACCAAUUUUGGGUUUACUACAGACAGACGGAGAGGCCAAAGAUUACACCAAUGACACUAUUAAUAAAGUACCAAAGGCGGGAAGACUAGUCGUAUACGGUGACUCGUCUUGCCUUGAGAGUGGGGCUGGUCGACCCUGCCAUUGGUUGCUGUUAGCUGCUUUGCAGUACGCACUUGGAGGUCACGUUCCUUCAGCGCUUAAGGAAGCUGCAUCGAAGCAUCGAGACGUACAUAUUAUACCUUCUGAGUUACCAAAGCGUUCAGAAGGUGGUCGCCUGCACGCGUACUCGCGCGUAUUAUUACCUGACGGUAGCGGUACGCGUACGUUACCAGAAUGCGUGCGCGACGUUCCGCUGUCACCCAUGCCCGUUCAAGCCCCGCCUGCCGCACGCACCUUGGCCCCACGACAUCAUCCUACCGAUCCACGCAGCAUUGGUGCGCCAGAAACGGAAGGCACAGAACCGGCGCCCAGGGCAUGGCGUGGGGCUGGCGUAGCCCCGACGAAAGUCCUAUCUGACAUCGAGCAACAAUCGAGUUAUAGCAAUCGAGCCCUUACCUUCAUCGCAAUAGGAGCCAUAAUCUAUUGUACAGUUAUCUUUUGGAAGAGAUACGGACGUAAAAUGAAACGACGGAAAUUAAUUUCAUUGGCUACUUAGUUAAAUUAUUUUAGUAUAUGAAAUUGAAAAAAAAAUUAUUUCCGCAAAAAAAUCUAUGCCUAAGAUUUUAAUUGAAAAUGCAAAUACCAUUAAAAUGUUUUAUUUUAUUUAUGACAUUGUCAAGUGACAUGAUUUAUGUUUGUGAAAUGUUGAUUGAUAAUAAUUAUUCUUUAUAUUCAUGAUUUUUUUAUUAUUAAAACAGAUUUUUUUGUAAUUUGACGAAAUACAGUCGACUCUCGUUAAUUUGCAUUUCCGGUCCCCCUCGGUAAUUUGAAGUUGAAGGAUGUUACUGUUACUGGCCUACAUGUGAUAAUUAUCUCUAUCUCUAUAAUCAAGUGUUUAUCAUGCAGACCUGUCAUUUUUUUAAUUCUUGCCAAUGUUAGACUGAAGUCGCGAACUCAAAAAAAAUUACGGACUUUUCGAAAUAAAUUGUUAAUUAUUUUAGUACCAUGCUUUUUUGUUAAUAAUAGCUCUUGGUAUAGUGAAAUUUAAGUGUGGUCUGAGUCUCAAAUUAUGAAGAGUCGAUUGUAAAUUUUAAUUACUACAAUCAAAUGAUGCUACAAUAUCUUAUUCAACAGAGUAUUAUAAUGAGAUUUCUUCGAUAAUGGUUCUUGUAUGAAUAAAUUUAUUUACUUUUUUAUUUGAUUUAUACAUUAAUUAAUAAUUAUACGUUAAUUACGCGUAUUUUUACAAUUUUAUGUAAAUGACAUCUAAAUUACGUUUUACGCAAUGUGUUUAACGUGUUAGAUAUGAAAGUAUUUACUUAGGGCACAUAAGUAUUUAGAAGAUCAGGUUUUAUACUAUGUAUUAAUUAAUUUUUAUGAUACAUAAAAUUAUUCGAAUGUAAUAUGUAGUGGCUGGCGUGAUAUCGUAGUAGCCAUGCUGGUAACGAAUCACUACAAUUCUUGUGCUUGAAAUGUCUAAGGAUUGCUCUGAUUAACACCUGCAUCUGAGUUUCAUAUUUAGUCGAUUUCUAUGACUGAGUGUUUUUUAAGUGACGUUUGCACCAUCUUCGGAAGCAGCAACCAAAGUAUUUUCAAACUAUUCGACUUAGGUUCUUUAGAAAAGAGAGCGCACCUUUUACCGAAUACAUUUUGUAUUGCCGGCAACGCAUUCGCCGAGGGCUUCUUAACAUUAAGUGAGGAUUAAGCCCGUUCGAUUUCAUUGCUAUAAAAUAGUCUAUUGACGUCUUCAUAGAACCUUAAGUAUUUGUUACCAUACAUUUAUUUCUUGUUAUUGGACGUACGUUUAUACUAAUUACCUAGCUUAAUUAGGUUUAAUUAUUGUUAAUCUUAUGAAACUAUAAAUGUUUAUUACUCCACAUAUAAUGUUAAUGCAUUUUUUUAUCUGUUGUCCCAAUGAAGCCUAGUAAAAUACAGUACGUAGAGGCCACGCCAUCUUGUAAUGCGUUAUUUAUUAUUAUUAAAGUGUAAUGUGUAAGAAAUGAAAA
Molecule: messenger RNA, 4956 nt
Organism: Pieris rapae (cabbage white)
Lineage: Eukaryota; Metazoa; Arthropoda; Insecta; Lepidoptera; Pieridae
Gene: S1P
Product: membrane-bound transcription factor site-1 protease
Exons: 20
Coding region: 390-3506 (1038 amino acids)
Biological process (GO): proteolysis
Cellular component (GO): Golgi apparatus
Molecular function (GO): serine-type endopeptidase activity
Source: RefSeq, a predicted model, not a curated record